AUGUUUCGCCACAAGGUUUACAUUGCACGGCCACAGCUGAGCGCAGUGCGUCGUUGGCUCGGCCGACUCUUUGGCGAAGCUCUCCCGGGCGUCGCCCCUGACUCUUGGGUGAUUGUGCCUGCGGGAUUUGCCAUUGUCGGUGCCACGUCGUUCACGGCUGGUGUCACGGGCACGUUUAGCAUUGCCAUGAUUGUGCUUGAACUGACCCAGCAGUUUACGUACAUGAUUCCAGUGCUCCUGUCGGUGCUUGUCGGACGGGCCGUCGCCGGCUUCGUCUCCCACGACAUGUAUGAAACGAUUGCUCGCGACAAGAACCUGCCACAGUGGCCGGAGCUAACGCGACAGGCGUCGUAUGCCCUUGUCGCGUCCGACCUGAUGCUCAUUUCAAUUAGAGAGAUUUUGCAAAAUUUCCACUCACUGUCUCUUCAGGGCACUGCGAAAAAUUACGAUUUUAGUGACUCUGAAAAGACUGAAUGA
Molecule: messenger RNA, 477 nt
Organism: Aphanomyces invadans
Lineage: Eukaryota; Oomycota; Saprolegniomycetes; Saprolegniales; Verrucalvaceae
Exons: 1
Coding region: 1-477 (158 amino acids)
Biological process (GO): transmembrane transport; chloride transport
Cellular component (GO): membrane
Molecular function (GO): voltage-gated chloride channel activity
Source: RefSeq, a predicted model, not a curated record